AUGCCUCCUAAAAGUAGAAAACGAGAACUUGGUACAGAACAGGAUGAAGUGACCUCGGUAUUAGAUGCGUUAAAAGCUGGCUCUUCAACUUCUGCUAUGAAGAAACAACAAAAUACCAGUGGACUUACUUGCCAACGUUCCCAAAAGAAUAAAGUAUCACACCACUCCUUUCAUUCUACAUCGGCUUCUUAUGAAAUUACUGAAAGCCCACCUAGAUCUCCACUUAACAAAAUCUUAACCAAUACGUCAGAAAAGUUGUCUGUUGACACUUAUCGUGACGAAGAAAGCAAAACUAUAAAUGCAUUAUUAGAAAUGACUAACAAAAUAUUAAUGCAAAACACUUCUAUUAUGGAGAAACAAGAAGCUCUAGAGUCUACAGUUACAUACCUUGUUAGAGACAUUAAGGCUUUACAAUCUUCACAAGAAAAUUUAAAGUUGAAGGCAAAUGACAAUGAUAAUUGGCUUUAUUCCAAUGAAAGAAUUUAUGAAGAAUCUAUUCAUAAAGAGCUUGAAGAAUUUUGCCCUGAUAAAAUAGAACGGUAUAAAAAAAUUUCCAGAUGGGAAGGAUUGUAUAGCAAGAUUGAAAAUUCGAUCGGUGCAGAAUCAUGCAAGUACCAUGGAGCUUUAUUCGGAUCUUUUCGUCAUGCUGUGUUUGAGAAUGUUUUUAAAAACAAGAUUUCGCCCUCUGUUAAUUCGGAAAGUUCUGAAGCCGAAAUAACUUCUUGGAAAUCAAGUAAAGAGGUACAAUGGUGUUUCGAAAACUUGGACACAAUUAUCAAAGAAGAGAAUAAAACAUAUCUUCAAAUGGUUGCCAAGAAAGUAUUUGGCCGACAACCUACAAAGAACCAAUGUGCAGUAACACGAGCUAUCUUACAUAAUUUGUUCAAUCCCAAAAUUGUCAAAAUUAAAUUCGACGAAAAAUAUUUAACAAGAAAAUUAAAAUCUUUCUUGGUAG
This is a messenger RNA of Dentiscutata erythropus, 955 nucleotides long. NCBI's taxonomy places the organism in Eukaryota, Fungi, Glomeromycota, Glomeromycetes, Diversisporales, Gigasporaceae. The record is from the annotation of a GenBank genome assembly.